Messenger RNA from Nipponia nippon (crested ibis), 711 nucleotides. The record is from RefSeq and is a predicted model, not a curated record. Lineage: Eukaryota; Metazoa; Chordata; Aves; Pelecaniformes; Threskiornithidae.
AUGGCUCAGACAUGGGUGGUUCUGGCUGCACUCCUUUUCUUGCUAAUCAAUCUGGCUGAAGGGCCAGCUUACAACAUGGUGAGUGUGGAGGCUGGUCAUGAGGCUGUGUUGAAUUGUCCGUACGUCUCCAAGGUGUGUUUGCUAACGGUGAUGUGGAAGAUGAAAUGCAGCAUGUGCUGCUUGUUGGCCUAUAGAAGUGAUCACAAUGAGACAAAGUUAAGCUGCAGUGAGAGAAUGAUGUGGAAAUAUUCACCUGACAGCGACCCUGCUCUUUGUAUUUACCCUGUGAACCUCGGUGAUGAGGGAAAUUACACCUGUGAAAUUGCCAGCAGUGCAGGGAAUUUUUUUUUUUCUUCUUCUGUAGUCCCUUCUACAGUGACUCUGACCUGUGACAAGAGCAGGGUGUCUGUCUGUCAAGCACCUGCUGGAAAGCCAGCUGCUGAUAUCUCCUGGACCCCUGCAAGUAAUCACAGCACCGAGGAAGAAGUCAGUCACUCCAAUGGGACAGCGACCAGAGUGAGCUACAUAGGCUGGGUCAACAGCACGCUUUCCGCCAUCACCUGCCUGGUUACCCACCCAGCUAGAAACCAGACCUGUCAUACUGUGAACUUCAGACCAUCAUGUGAGAAAACAGCUGCGGUCAAGCCUCCUGUCUUAUCAGAGAGUAUCUAUCAGAAUUACAAUCCAAGAAUGAUAUAUAUGAACUAUUAA